Molecule: messenger RNA, 600 nt
Organism: Suillus discolor
Lineage: Eukaryota; Fungi; Basidiomycota; Agaricomycetes; Boletales; Suillaceae
Exons: 3
Coding region: 1-600 (199 amino acids)
Source: RefSeq, a predicted model, not a curated record
AUGCACUACAUCAAACAAUGUAAUACCAACAUCCAUGGUCAGCAUGCUGAUACCCAAGCAAAUGCUUUCAUUGACUGCCUUACAACAAAGAUCGAUGCCUCAGCUGCUAAGUAUCGAGCAGCAAAGAAGGCUCUCUGGAAAUUGCGUGGGGACGGUGACUGGAUGCAUGAGUUGCGUGAACUAAAGCCAGACAACAUCCGUGGACCGGGCGAGUCAACAUCAGGUGAAAUUGAAGAGGAGAAUGAUGAGGUUAGAGCAGCAGGCAGCAGACACAGGUCAAAGAAAGCAAAAGAGGCUGCCAGGAGAGGUCUUGGAGAAGGAUACAAGACGAUUUCGUGGAUUUGGACCGUCAGUGGUGUGACUAACGGCGAUGAUGACCUCACGCUGAAUAAUGCGCUUCGCAUGGAAUGGCUAAAGGCGAGAGCUCAAGUCAAAAGAUGGGGAGAAGAAGUCCUCUUGUUGAAGGAGGAGAUGCGACGUGUCUUAGAGUUCCUGCGGUGGAAAAAAAUAUUGAAUGAGGAGCGUGUAGCUGAAGAGAGUUCGGAUGUCAGUGCUCAAGAGGAUUUUCUGGAAGACUGGGAUGAUGAGGAUGAUGAUUAA